Messenger RNA from Pangasianodon hypophthalmus (striped catfish), 11772 nucleotides. It is a transcript of the gene onecut2, whose product is annotated as one cut homeobox 2. Gene Ontology annotation, molecular function: DNA-binding transcription factor activity, RNA polymerase II-specific; RNA polymerase II cis-regulatory region sequence-specific DNA binding. The coding region runs from base 684 to 2183 and encodes 499 amino acids. Gene Ontology annotation, biological process: regulation of transcription by RNA polymerase II. The transcript is spliced from 3 exons. NCBI's taxonomy places the organism in Eukaryota, Metazoa, Chordata, Actinopteri, Siluriformes, Pangasiidae. Gene Ontology annotation, cellular component: nucleus. The record is from RefSeq and is a predicted model, not a curated record.
ACAUAUUUACACUUACAUUUAGGCCGACUUACAACUGCAGGCCUGCUGAGAGGCUUUAAUGUGGUGAGGAUUAAAUCCUGACUUUAACAGGAGGAGUCGAUACGGUAACUCUCACAGGCUGCUCAGUCAUUUGCAAACUAGUUAUAACACAAGGACGGAUGAAAAACCUGGAUUUGAAUAUCCGUGGAAUUAAUAAGACAUAAAUGAUCAUAAAUGAUUCGAUCAUCAGUGAGGUGAGAAGGAACUUGGCUUGCAAAUCUCUACACAAGCUCAGCGCUGCCUGCGAUUGGACAACAGGUCAAGAAGGGGCGGUCCUUGCAUCCUCAACCUACAAUGUGAUUGGUUAUUUAAACCUGUCUGUCAGAGAGUGGGGGAAAAAAGAGCAAAAUACAGCAAACCCCGCCCAUUUCAUCAGGGUUGGCUGCAGCAAAAGUAAGCAGAGCAAAUCCCAUCGUGCACAAAUCCAGCUGCUCGAGCAGAAUCCGCAGGAGGAGGAGAGGGUCGGACAUGGGGAGAAAUCAGCGCUGGCCCGUCUGAGACACAUCGGCGAUAUUGUUUUUUUUUUAUUUAUAAAAGGAGAAAAAAACCGAGAGGCCUUAAGGAAAAAAGGAGAAAAGGAUAACAACAUCAUUCCUGUGCACAGAGACACGCAAAAAGAAGCAUUAUAUACAUCAAUGGACUGAAUGAAGACUGCCUACAACGCCUAUCGAUGCCUGGCCAAGGAGGAUCUGGAUGCUUUCGCCAUGAACCCGGAGAUGACAAUGGACGGCAUGGGCGGCCUGCACGGCGCGCUGAGCGCGAGCGGCCAUGAGCACGAGCUGAUGAGCGGCCACAGCCCGCAUCACGCGCGCAGCAGCAACAGCACCACUUCCACGUCGUCGUCGUCGUUGCGGAUACACCAGGAUCUGGCGUCGCGCUCGGCCAUGGUGUCCGGCAUGGCGACCAUCCUGGAGGGCGCGGGAGAGUACCGAGCCGAGCUGUCUCUGCCGCUCCAUCACGGGAUGAGCAUGAGCGUGCCGUGCGACACGUCGCCUCCCGGUAUGGGCAUGAGUGGCACCUAUACCACGCUGACCCCCUUGCAGCCUUUACCGCCCAUUUCCACGGUAUCGGACAAGUUCCACCAUCCUCACCAUCACCACCACCAUCAUCACCACCAUCACCACCACCAGCGGCUCUCGGGCAACGUGAGCGGGAGUUUCACGCUGAUGCGGGACGACCGGGCUCUGCCGGGCAUGAACAACCUCUACAGCGCGUACCAUAAGGACAUGAGCGGCGUGGCGCCGAGCCUGAGCCCGCUCGGUAACGGCUUGGGCUCGGUGCACGGCGCGCAGCAGAGCCUGCACGGCUACGGCGGCAACACCGGCGGCGGCCACGAUAAGAUGCUGGGCUCCAACUUUGACGCGCACGCAGCCAUGCUGGCCCGUGGGGACCAGCAGCACCUGUCCCGGGGCCUCGGCGGACCCGUGGCGAGCAUGAUGCCGCCACAUCUAAACGGCAUGCACCCCGGCGCCGCGGUGCAUCACCCACACCCUCAUGCGCCCGUGCUGGCGGCGUCCGGCCGGGACAGGCCGCCCUCCUCCUCUUCCUCCUCCUCCUCCUCCGGUAACGGCGGCGCGGGGGCGCAGCACCAUCAGCAGCAGCACCAGCAGCAGCUCGAGGAGAUCAACACCAAGGAAGUGGCGCAGCGCAUCACCGCCGAGCUGAAGCGCUACAGCAUCCCGCAGGCCAUCUUCGCUCAGCGCGUGCUGUGCCGCUCGCAAGGCACGCUGUCCGACCUGCUGCGCAACCCCAAGCCGUGGAGUAAACUUAAAUCGGGCCGGGAGACCUUCCGCCGCAUGUGGAAGUGGCUGCAGGAGCCCGAGUUUCAGAGGAUGUCCGCGCUAAGGCUUGCAGAAGCAUGCAAAAGAAAAGAGCAAGACUCCGGCAAGGAGAGGAGCAAUACACCAAAGAAAUCGCGCCUGGUUUUCACCGACCUUCAGCGGCGAACGCUAUUGGCCAUCUUCAAAGAGAACAAGCGCCCGUCCAAAGAGAUGCAGCUCACCAUUUCACAGCAGCUGGGACUGGAACUGAGCACUGUUAGCAACUUCUUCAUGAACGCGCGCAGACGGAGUCUGGACAAAUGGAUGGAUGAAGGCAGUCCCGGCGGAGCCUCAUCCGCUUCCAGCACUUGUACCAAAGUCUGAUUUUUUUCUGGAAAAGCUGGGAUGGGGUGGGUGAGGCAAAGAAGUGGGAGUUUGGGAUUGGGGUUUGUGCACCAGACCAAAAAGUUAUCCAAAGAAAAAAAAAAAUCGGGUGGAUGUUAGGAAGGGAGCAGGGCUGCUUACUGGCAAGCGUCGCAAAAAUAUUCAUCAUCAUCAUCAUCAUCAUCACCAUCAUUAUAAGAAUCAUUCUAAAUCUGACUGAAUGGCACUAGGUUUCAAAAAUUUCUGGCGCAAAUCGCAGCAUCUUAAAUAUUUCGUUUAAAAAAAAUUGAAAACCUCAAAACUGCAUAACUCUGUAGCCCAAAAUAAUCAUUCCAGACAGAAUUUUCCAAAGUGCAUGUCUGAAAUCAAAGCAGAUCCCUUUCAUGUCAGCUUCCUUUUCAGCCAUGCAUUAAUCUGCAUUUUUUUUAAAAAAUCCCAGCUGCCAACACAAAAGACCGAAUUCAGCAGGAAAUCCCGAACGAUGCAUUAGCAAUGCCAAAAACCCCCACGCUAGUGUAGCGUCGUAAAUAAACAUCCGAAUAGUCAUCGUCCUGCUGACAGGUGGAGAAAUUUCCCUGGUCGAUUUUACACUGUCUGCUUAUUGGCAGGGAUGCAAGCACAAAUCUAUCAUAGUUAAGUAAUGGCAACAUUCAGGAAAAACACAACCACCCAGAUAAACACACACACACACACACACAUAAUACAGAGACUGCUAUGAUUUUGUUAAGUGGUCAGCCAGGUAGUACGUGAGCACAAAUUUAAAGCACAUUUCAUUUGCAAUAGAAAAAAUUGAAAAAAAGGGGCUGGACCAUCAAGAUUGUUCUUCAAUCAUUAGAAAACUCAGGACGCCGUUUCUAUGAUGCGACUGAAGAACUUCCAUUAACCCUUUGUCUUUUUUUUUUUUUUCAGUACGUCAGAACCACAAAACACUUCCAUUACGUCAUGCCACUCAAAUCAUAUGAUUAUUUAACCCGUACAUUCACCAACUAUGGCAGCUUCAUUCGAUUAUUUCCAUUAUAUGCAACCCUAGCUAAGGAGCUCCAUGAAAGUGAACUGGCGUUGGCAAUCAGGGCCUUUCUAAUAGAAUAAGAGGACAAUCUUCUACACCAAUGCCUGUCAGUUUCUUUCAAAGCUUCCUGGGAAAAGGAUUGAUGCGGAGACGGACGGCUCGGUGUGUAUCCAAAAACACAGAGCGGUCGUCUCUUCUGCUAGCGCAAGAACAUUUUCACACACACAAGUUUAGCUAAACGACUACAAGUCCAACCUUCGCCAUUUCAGUCCAUUGUUCAUUGCAUCAUCGAGUUGCUUUUUUCUUUUUUUUCUUUUUUUUUUUUUUAGGAAAAAUAGCCAGUACGCAGCCCCGUUCCCAGCUCCAAAGCAGGCCAAAGGCUUUAUGGAUCAUUCAAAACGGACACUUAAAAGACUUUUUCUAUUUAUUACUGACAAAUCGAAACCAAAGAAACUUUUUUCUGCACCUAACUGUUCUACAAAUGAGAAAAACCAAAAACUGUUCUAAAGACGACAAAGAAAAACCAAAAAAAACCCACACAAAAAAACAAAAUGGAACAGCGACGAACAAACAGACGAUGAAGAAGAAGAAGACUAAGACAACAGGGACGACGAGGAGAACGAUGAAGAGAACUUUGUUCUUUGUUUGUAGUCUCGUUGAGACUAAGGGAAAAAAACGGGAAGCAGAACAAGUGCGGAAACCAUCCGUGGCAGAAAACAGCCACUCCCUAAGGCAGAAAAAAUGUGUCUCUCUCUCUAUCUUAAACAAAUAAGUUGAAGAUUGUCUUUAACGUGUGCCUAUGCAGUUUUUCACCAAAAAAUGGGAAAAAAGAACAACAAGAACCUCAUCAGCUACAAUACCAAAGAUUCCUAAUUUACACCCAACGGCAGUUCCCUGGUCUUGUCCCUCUUCCCUCUGGCUCCAAUGCUACAUGCAUGGAGAACGUACAUGUUCACUACGUGUGUGUGAGUGUGUUGUGGGUUCAAACAUGGGAGCUCCAGGGAUUCGAUGUUUCACACUCAUCCAAACAGAUUCAUCCAAGAUGUGGGUUCAUUUAAACAAUCAUUAAAUUUCAGCUUAAUACACCAACACCAAAGCAGUGAAGAAUGCAAGAUCAACGUUUAUACUAAAGAUCACACUCGAUUAAAUUAACCCCCUAUUUAUUAAUUUAUUAAACAUGAUUGAAAAUUUCUCUAUCUGAUAAAACAUACAAUAAAUAAAUAACUAUCUGUACUGGGCAAAUGAGUUUCCCAAAAGCAUCGCAGCACAAAGAUUAUUUCUAAAUGGUUGAGCGAGCAUCACAUUGAACACUCUCUCUCUCCGCCAGUUUUGACCAACUUUUACGAUGCCUUUGUGAAACUGGUUCCUGGGUCCUAGUACCUCCCAGUUAAUGGAAAACUUCACCCUGACCGACUUGCAUAUUAAUCUCUAGUUAAAAUCUGAGUCGACUUUUUCAGUUUCAACUUCUUUCAUUGACAUUCAGGUCUUAAAAACUUCUCGCAGGAAUAACAGAAAACAGCACCUACCAACAAAUUAGCACCAGAAUCACUAAGCACAUCAAUAUGGAUAUAUUUAAUGUGUUUCAGGGUGGACUUUUCCUUUAAUACCACAUUUUAAUCCACUGAUGUAUAUUAUUCGAUAACCAGUAACCGAAUCUGAGCUCCCAUGUUUGCCAGAAAGCUGUGAUCAGGUGAUGCAAGUCGAAACCACAUCCAAAAACUCCAACGAUGUCCACAUGCUCACAAGCGGAGUGUGUGAAAGCCAACAUUUACCAUAACUGAAACCGGUUCAUCAUUUCCGAGGAAACUGCUGAAAUAUCGGUCGAAUAGCUUUAUCUUUUCAUUUCUUUCUCUCUUUAAAGCUUCAAGUCCAAAGAUGGCUCCAGUGGGCGCGACCUCUUAAUGACCUUUGGUAUGUAGAGGUCGCGCCGGAGUCCACUUCCACUUUCACCUCAGCCAGGUCUUUAGAAACAACCUUGGGUACGGAAUCCAACCGAAAAGAGCUUUACGUUUGUUGCUUGUCUUUAGUACUUAAUUGUUUGCCAAUGCCUACAGUAUGUAUGAUAGUUUCCUAGGUUUUUGCAAUAUGUGAUUAUUUAUGUAAUUUAUAUUUGUUAUAAUUGAACUUAAUUUAAAAUUGCCAAAAAAUUCCUGGAAACCCUUUCCCCCUGAGUAGCUUGCCAAAGUUUACAUUCUGUCUUUUUUUUUUUUUUCUUUGAGUGUCUGACACUGUCAAACUUAUUUAUUUAUGCCAAGGUGUGCUAGUACAUGUGCAUAGCUUUGUUUUGUUUAAUUAUUUAAUGUUAUUUAAUUAGCUUUAAUUGUUUGGAAUAAUAUUUAUGGCUCUUUGAGAAUGUUAGCGCAUCGAAGAUGCAGUGCUUGCGUCCCCUCUGUUUAAUUUAUUUUUAGUUAGCUUUACUUUAAAAAGCAAUGUAUUUAAUUUAAUUUAAUUUAAUUUUAAAUAGAUUUAAUGAGAAUGUUCCAAAAUGUAGUAGCUGCCAGAUUCUUAGCAAAUGUUAUUUAAAUCUUUUUUUUUUUGCCCCUUUUUGGUUUAUUUUGUUGAUUUCUCUCCAAAUGAAAACAAUCUUUUAUUGAUGAAUAUUUUCUGAAUGAGCACUGUAUCUCGCCAUCUGUGAUUGACUAACUGUCAUCUUCGCAUCCCGCCACGACGGACAAGCAGUUCGUUUUCAGCCUGACCUUACUGACGCGGAUUGGACAGGGCAACACGUUAACGGAGAUCAACGUAGAAUUCACCAAAGAUUUUUAAGAAAAAAAAGAAAACAAACAAACAAACAAACAAAACCACGGACGCUGAGAGACCGUUUGUUCAUUGCUUCACUCGUAGAAGGAUAACAGAGGAUUCCCUUAAACACUAGCUGCUUCCAAGACUGAAUCGUGUGCGUGUACAAAAAGUCUUUCUAUUUCUAUAGUGAGAACCAAAGAGGCUACCUCACUGAAUUUUCCAUUUGUAAUUUUAAUCGUGUUGAUGAAACCAAAGAUACCAAAGAUUUUUUUCUCCCUCUAGUACGGUCUGCGCUUGACUUCAUGCGUUUCACUUUGAUAAAUGUCACCCUCUCUAUUCUGAAAACCUCCCAAAAAACCCCCCAAAUUACCCCCUAACUACACCUACACCUACACCAACACUUCUCUGAGCUCAAUACGGUGUGUUUCAGGAUGUCCCUCACUGGUCAGAGAUCUAAAAACCAAAAAUCACAGUCAGGCUGGAGGUUUUGCACAGUUUUAACCGUUAAGUGUUAACAUUGUUCAGUGGGCAAAAAGAUCGGUGUAGGGUUAUAGUAUUAUACCGUUAUACUGUUAUAGUAUUAUUUCAAUUUGGUAAGAAUUUGCAACAUGCCAGCUUUCUAAAUGGCCUACUAAAUUCAAUAAAAAUACAAAUUUCGCAUGAGAUCAGGGUGAUUAUGUAUGACUUAUUUCAUAAAAAAAUUUGUAACGUAACUUGCGACAGUUAAUUGUCUUGUUCAUAAAGUAAAUUAACAGGUUGUUGAGUCUAUAGAUGGUAGCUUUAAAGGUAACUAAAGGUAAAAAAAGAUCCAAGUACCACCAAAAAAGUGAAAUAAAAACAUUUGAAGCAUAAGAAACAAGGACAUUCCCUUGAGUUUACCACCCGAAUAACAGGCACUUUAGGAAAAACAAUCGUGAAUUUCCCAAAGAACGAAGAACCCAAAACGCUAUCCUGUCUAAAGGUUGAUCUACAUUUUUAAAAUAAUACUGUGGCCUCUAAGCUGACCUAAAAAAUGAUUUGUGAAGCUGAUAAAUGAAGAUAAACACUUUAUCAGAUUAGUAACUUGUAGUAGAGAAAGGUUCUUGAUAUUUUGUAGUAGCUAAAAUUUUUAAAAUUUUAAUAGUCAAAACAUUUCAGUAAAUUUCAGGGGUUUUUUUUAUUAUUAUUAUUUCUGGUCCUUAUAUAUAAAUCGAAUGUGUAUAAAAGCAGAUGAUCUAAGUAAAGUGUUCCCAAGUUUAAAGUAGAAUGACUAGAAUUAUUUCAACAUGGUUUCACAAAAAACAUUUGCUCCAACCAAAUUCUACACAGACUUAUGAAUGGAGACUUACCACAGCCUUUUAAAUCCUCUGAACUCGGCUCAGCUCAUAAAAGUUUCUUAACAUGUUCUAACAUUUUCAAAUUCAUUACAAUUCACACAAAUAGAGACGUAGGUCGUAGUUAGAUUUGGAGCAGGAUUAGUGCACAUUUCUUCCUACUUAAAUUGUAUGAAAUUGAUUGAAAUGACUCCACAACUCCAUGACCCUGGUUUAAAUUUACGAAUGAGAUUCGGUUGUUUAUUUGUAAUGAUUCUUAAAAAUUCUACCAAACAAAUUAAGUGAAAUUGUCAAAUUGUUUAGUGUGAACAAAAACAUUUGUUUUUUUUAAUAAAACAAUUGUUUUUAUUUCAACCUGAAGAAAUGUAGAAUCUUUCCAUUUUUUCCAGCGUUCUUCUACAAUUACAUGAAAAACAGUCACAUAAAAAAUGUUUUUGUUUUUCCUGAGAACACCAUAGCACAUGUCACAACUAACAUCAUUUGAUCAGAAUUGUGGUUUAUUUUUUAUUUAUUUAUUUAUUUUUAUUUUGUUUGCAGAAAAAUCUAUCAGGAUUUAUCAUAUGGCUAAUAAAAUCUAUUUUAUAUCUACUUCCAAAUGCAAUAUAAUUGUCAGGUAGAGAGGUGAUCUGAACCAAAGGCUACAUUCAAGCUACAUUCAAAAAAACUACAAAUUCACAACCUUGAAAGCAUGAACUGCUCAGCGCUUAUGUGCAAAACCUCUAAAAAUCCAAAUAUUCUCGUCAAAAACCAAAGAGACUGCUGAGGAGAACCUUCUGGAAAACACGGCAGAGCUGCAGUCAGUGUAGUGGAGAUGCUUCUGUUCUACGUAGCUUCUUACACGUAGCCAUUCCUUCCUAAUGGAAAAGAUGUAAAAACGGGAAGAAUCCAAAAAUAUUUCAUUUUUUAAAGGAAUUGUGUUUGAAAUAUAUAAGAAAAAAUCUCAGCAAGUGGGAUGUUUGAUUGAAGCUGUGGAGCAUCAAGAAUUUCCUCAUGGAAAAUCCGAUUCUGUCCGUUUUCUGCUAACGAUUUUUAGAGAACGCUUUUGUCGCAAAGUAUGAGAUAACCCUGGGAUGAGUGCCUUGCUUGAACCAAAGCGAAGUUUCGACCUCUCUGUACUUCUUCUUCCUGCGUAUACCUCAGCGUCAGUCGGACCUGCGCACGCUGGCCAGGUUUAUUGGUGCUUUGCAAUGCAAUCAUGCAAAGAACAACAACUGAUACCAAAGGCUUUAAAUAAAAAAAUUUUCUCUCUCUCUCUCUUUCUCUCUCUCUCUCUCUCUCUCUCCUUCCACUCAACGGUUGCAUAGCUUUAAAAAAAGAACAAGAGCGGGGUGAAACAAAAAAUUAAAAAAAAGAAAUAAAUAAAGAGCGGCAUGUCCAAAGCGCAGACCGUGCUUUUCCUUUACCAAAAUUUUUCUCAGAUAUACCUCAUAGAUAAUAGUGUUUAGGGUAAUGUUAUUAUAGUGUAUGUAAUAAAUUAUUCACUUGCUCUUCUUUUUUUGGUAACUGUGACUUUACAAGACGAACAGAAAAAAAGCUUUAUACAUUUUGAGUUGUGAUUUUUGUAAUAGUCGAAUAGGUGCGCUUACCAAAAAAAACUAAUGCUUGUCUUAUCUCUUGUUGAUGUGCCGAUGAUUUUUUUUCAUAUUUUGUGGUGCAAAGGAUUCUUUUGUUUGGUUUUGUUAUCUGCUCUCAGCUUUGUUUUGUUCUGUUUUCUGAGGGUGGGCUCAUAUUCGUAAAGUUUGUACGUUCAGAUUAGGAAUUGUUGUUUCGAUUGAGUCCAAAGUUUAUGUUUUUUUUUUUGUUUGUUUUUUUACACAUUCAUGCCAAAGAUGACUUCCUUCAUCCCUGCUGAAAAAAAAAUAGCUUUGACCAGCUAUGAAUUCUGCUCUAAUCCUAAUCCAAGCUUGUUAGUGCCAAUCUGUUGCAUGGUGAACCUUGCUGGUGUGACUAGCAUGGCCUAGCAGUUAGCAUGCUGGUUUAAGCUGUUUUUUUUUUCUUUCUGACUGGUGUUUCAUUUCCUCUACUCGUUGCUAGUCUUAUCUGUUCUGUAGCAAGACAAUUAGCAAUCAUUCAAGCACUGUAGCCCUGAUUUUAUGCAUGAGUAGAUUUACAGCUAGCUAGCCGUGUAAUGCAUUGUUAAUAACCUUAUGUUCAGAAUUUGUCCCUUUUUUUUCAGUUUUUUUUUUUUUGCACGACAGUCUGAUAUCGUUUCUGAAAAGUUCUGCUCAGUUGUGUAUAUAUUGACCCACUUCAUCUUCCUCAACCAAAGUAUUAUGAUUCAGGACAAUUUGACACAUUAGAUAAACCAAAGUAUAGAACAUUUAGGGUAUCUAUAAAAGUAAGAAUGUCACCUGUACCAAAAAAAGUCUAAUUUUAGCAUAAAUCAUUUUAUAAUUAGUAUCAUUACAAAUCAUCUUUCCUUCCAUUUAAUGCCAAAAUAAUGUUUUUCAAGCCUCAAUUACAAAACUACAACCGUGUCACAGAAUGAACUGUACCCGACAAUCUAGUCUUAUUCUAAUAACACUUCAUUCUGCUGAGAGAAAAAUAGUACUAUGAAUGUGCGUUUUUAGUCCCCAGUGUACAAAUAUACCCUCAAAGGUCCCACAAUGUACCAUCAGGUCCAGGUUUAUACCUUAAAAUAGUUUUAAAGGUACAUUACAUUGACUUUCCAACAGGCAUCCCUCAAGGCUACAGUUUAGGACCAUUUAUUUUUCUAUUUUGUGAGUGAAAUGAGAUACCUUAAGAACUCUGUAUGUUCUGCAUAAUAAGAAUAAUAUCUUAAACUGUCCAAACAUUGUCCAAAGAUAUCCAUUAUACAGAUUAAACAGACCGAGAACCAAUCAAGAUUUGUAAAAUAAUGCUGUGAUGUGUAAGCUGAUCAAAAUCUAAACAAUAAUCAGUGAAGAUGAUAAAUGAAGAUCAACACUUUACCAAAUUAGUAACUUCUAGUAGUGAAAGGUUCUUGACUUUCAGUUUUUUGAUAAAUUUCUUUUUUUCGCUCUCUCUCUCUCUGGUCUUUAUAUGAAUAUGAAAGGGGUUUCAUGCAUUAAAGAAUCAUGGACGUUUAAAAACCGGGUGAUUGAAAGGAUCAAAAAUUUGGUUGGAUCGUUGUUCUUCUACAUGACAUUGUGUGAACAUAAAAUAAAGGAAAUCAUAAUGAUUUCAGGAUUUCAUAAUAAUUUCAGGAAUCAAACAAUGAUUUUUUUAUUGUACCAUUUCUUAAAUACUUCCACAAAGGGAAAUUGUAACAACAGAGUUGUAAAAAACUUCAUGAUGAAUGCAGAUUCAAAAAAAAAAGUCUACGGCAGAGGUGCUAACAUGGCUAACAGGAAAGUCCUAGCAUGUAUAGAAAAAAAAAAAAAAAAAGAUUUUUCCAACAAAACUCUAGUGAAUGUCAGUAGACGAAUGUCAGUUAACUUCAUUUCCAAACCUGCGCCAAGCAACAGUAAGGAAACAGCGAGGCAAAAAUCCAGUGUGACUUUUAUUUUAAUGACCAAAGAUACCACAGUCUCGUUUUCAAUUGGCUCACAAGACUGAGACCUGGGAAUUCAUAGCUCUAAAUUCACCCCUGCUGAACAAAAAAGUGUGAAUUCUACUAAUCUGAGCUUGUUUAUGUUGAUUAGUGCCAAUCCAACGAAUCUGGUGCGACUAGCAUGACCUAACAGCUAGCAUGCUUCCACUACUAAUUUCUAGUCUUAUCUGUUCUGUAGCAAAACAAUUUACAGCUAGCUAUCUAGUCAAAAUUCAGCAAGAUAAAGUCAACAUCAAGCGAAUGUAAGCACUACAAAAAUAGCAAAUGCGUCUUUUAUAUCCGACGUCCUUUCCCCUUCGGUGAAUCGGCUUUUCCGUUGGGCCAUUUUUAAUUUUAUUUGUAAAACAACCUUGAAAGCAAGGGUGGAAAAAUCAUACAUGCUACUGUUAAACCAUAAAUGUUGGCGCCUCUGUCGUUGAAAAGAAUAUAAUGUAUUAACGAACACCGUAUUGUAUAAUUAACCAAAGGAAAUGACGUCUCGCCUCGUGGUACUGAGACUACAGAUUGUAUUUUGCUUGAAUCAUUAUUUCAGUUGAUUUCUCGUACACCUUGAUCAGUAUUCUUUCCUGGAUUAUUACAUAUAAUGUAAUGUGAACGACAAACCAAAUGUAUACACCGCACAUUUUUCAGAAUGUUACAUUUUUCUGUCUAUGUGACUGACGCUCACUUCACUAAACGUCGCCUUUCUUUGAAUGUCAUGUCAUGGGUAUGAAUAUAUUCAAUCAAUUCAGUGCCAAUAGAUUAUCAGUGCUAAGUUAUACUUCAGUUAUUCAUGUUCACCUUUAUCCAAAACCAAUUCCAGAGCACAUGAGGCUCUAUAUUUUUUUAGUACUGGAUAUUUUUUCUUUGGAUUUAUUACUGAAUUAUGUGAAUUGAUUUUCAAAAUACUUUUCAUUUGAACCCUGUUUUGUUUUGAUUUCGUUCCAUGCCUGUAUAACCUUCCAAGAUGUCCAAUUAAAAACUGUUGGAAAUUUCUGUUAAAUGUACUUUUUU